AUGCGCGUCAUCAAGCCAACAUGGCUGAGCCAUAGCGGCGAGCAAAAGGAUUUCGAAGUCUACAGCUGCCAUGUGUCCUCGGACGGCAAGCGGCUUGCGACCGCCGGCGGCGAUGGUCAUGUGCGCGUCUGGUCUACUGAGGCCAUCUACGGCGACGCCAAUGGCGACGCGGAUGGCAAGCCAAGGCAGCUCUGCCACAUGAGCCAUCAUCUAGGCACCAUCCACUCUGUUCGCUUCUCUCCAAACAGUCGAUACCUUGCCUCGGGCGCCGACGAUAAGCUCAUCUGCGUCUACCACCUCGACAAGAGCCCUCCCGUAGCUUCUUUUGGACUUGGCGCCGAACCUCCGCCAAUCGAGAACUGGAAGACCUACAAGCGCCUUGUCGGACACGAGAACGACGUCCAAGACCUUGCCUGGUCCUACGACUCCUCAAUACUAGUCUCCGUGGGCCUCGACUCCAAGAUCGUCGUCUGGUCAGGCCAUAGCUUCGAGAAGCUCAAGACCAUCACCGUCCACUCCAGUCACGUCAAGGGCAUAACCUUUGACCCUGCCAACAAGUUCUUCGCCACCGCAAGCGACGACCGAACCAUCAAGAUCUUCCGAUUCACGCCCCCCGCCCCGAACGCCACACAACACGACAUGGUGAACAACUUUGUUCUGGAGACGACCAUCAGCGCCCCCUUUAAGAGUUCACCGUUGACGACGUACUUCCGGAGGUGUUCCUGGUCUCCCGACGGCAACCACAUCGCUGCGCCCAACGCCGUCAACGGCCCGGUGAGCUCCGUCGCCAUCAUAGAGCGCACACGCUGGGAUAGCGAAAUCAACCUGAUCGGCCACGAGGGACCCACCGAGGUCUGCAUGUUUUCCCCGCGACUGUUCCAUACCGAGAACCCGGCGGACAACCCUGCCAACAACGCGCUCGUCACCGUCAUUGCCUCCGCCGGCCAAGACAAGACUCUCAGCAUCUGGAACACCAACACGUCGCGCCCCGUCGUCAUUCUCCAAGACGUUGCCAGCAAGUCCAUCUCCGACUUGGCCUGGUCGCCCGACGGGACCACCAUUUUCGCAGCCAGUCUAGACGGCUCUGUCCUGGGCAUUAAGUUCGACCACGGAGAGCUGGGCUGGGUCGCCAACGCGGACGAGAACGACAAGGCGCUGCAGAAGUACGGUGCGUCGCGCAAGGGCAUGGGCAUUGCCGAGGACAUUGAAGGCCUCAACCUGGAGAACCAAAGCAAAGCUGGCGAGUCCCGUGCUGCCGAGUCCAGGAUGGGCGCGCUCAUGGGCGAUGCGGCUUCUUCCAAGGGGCCCGCACCUGCUACUAAUGGAACGAAAACCGUUGGCAACGGAACGGGUACCUCCACUCCCAAGACUUUGAACGGUAACGUCGAGCCCGAAAAGGAUAAGGAAAAAGACAGGCCGGCGGAGGAGAACGGCGACAAGUCCGCAGAGCGAGUCAAGGAGCUCAAGUCUCGAGUGACUGUCGGUAAGGAUGGCAGGAAACGCGUCGCGCCGCUGCUGGUGUCAUCGUCCGGUACCGGCCAGUCCUCUCUACCCCAAACGCAGCUGGUCGGAGCCACAUCAACAGCCAAGGCGGCGCAGAAUGACGCCCCACAGACGAUUCUGGACCUCGAACGGCCGUUUGAAGGACUGCCCAAGGGUGGCGUUGCUGCCAUGCUGCUUGGCAACAAGCGUAAGCUUCCGGUUGUCGAGGGUGAGGAGGAGGAGGAGGAGGACCGUGGUUCGAAGCGACUGGCGACCGACCCUACCCCGAUCGUCCUCAAUGGUGUCGACGGGGUCGAACCAGCCUCGGUCGUGCCCGCUUCCCAUGGCGUGGUUCCGACGCCCGAGUAUCUCCGACCCGCGGUCCUCAACCCAUCUAUCGCCUUUGCGCAGAUCCGCCUCGCUGUGCCAAAGGUCAGAUCCCACAUCCUGCGCCCGCUGGAACGAGGAGUGCUGCUUCCUGAAAGCAGCACAGACGAAGCCUCCAAGGUGCCGGAGAACAUCAUCCUCGAAGCCCGGAACCCCGUGCAGAUUAGGGACCCUUCGUCAAUUUCGGCUACCAAACGAGGAACGCUACUCUGGCAAGAUUAUCUUCCAAGGGCCGUCAUACUCGUCACAGGAAACAAGCAAUUUUGGGCGGCAGCUUGCGAAGACGGAAGCAUUUACACCUGGACCCCCGCCGGCCGACGGCUGAUGAAUCCAAUCAUCAUGGAAUCCCAACCCGUCAUACUGGAGUGCCGGAAUAGCUACCUUUUGUGUAUCAACGCGGUCGGCCUAUGUCACGUAUGGGACCUCCAAAAGCAGGCAGCACUGCACCCCCCAGUGUCCCUGGGUCCCGUUCUCGAACUGGCGACAACGACACUAAACCUCAACACCACUACGCCAGGCCCCGGCGUCACGUCAGCACAGCUUAACUCGACCGGACACAUCGUGGUGACCCUGACCAACGGAGACGGGUACUACUACACCCGCGAUAUGUUUUCGUGGCAGCGCGUCAGCGAAGCCUGGUGGGCGGUUGGGUCCCAGUACUGGAACAGCAAUGAUUCCUCCAUCAGCGCCUUGCAGUCCACUGCCGUGGGGCCCGUCGCCCCGGCGAAGCCAAAGGACGAGAACACGGCCAACGUUUCCGCCGGCAUCAUCCCCUACCUCGAGCGCCACACGACCAACGAGUUCCUGCUUAAGGGCCGAGCUUACACCCUGCAGCGCAUCGUCAAGCUACUGCUGUCCAAGGACGGCUUCGAGGGCUUCGAGUCCACCGUCAGCAUUGCCCAUCUCGAGAACCGCAUCGCUGCUGCCCUGCAUCUGGACGCGAGGGACGAGUUCCGUCUCUAUCUGUUCAUGUACGCCAAGCGGCUUGGCGCCGAGGGUCAUCGUGGUAAGGUCGAGGAGCUGCUCAACAGCCUGCUUGGUGGCAUCCUCAAGGACAAGGAUGACAGGCCGAGCGACGGUGGCCGGGGAUGGUUCAGCCAAGAGAAAGAGAUCUGCGGCUGGGACCGGAAGGAGCUCUUGAAGGGCGUCGUGAUGAUUCUCGGCAAAUUCCGCGAGCUUCAACGACUUACGAUCCAGUACGCCCGCGUGCUUGACCUCAACCUGGAGAGCGAUGGGGCAAUGGAGAUGGAGUCAUGA
Colletotrichum graminicola M1.001 is the source of this 3126-nucleotide messenger RNA. Its product is annotated as WD domain-containing protein. NCBI's taxonomy places the organism in Eukaryota, Fungi, Ascomycota, Sordariomycetes, Glomerellales, Glomerellaceae. The transcript has 3 exons. The coding region runs from base 1 to 3126 and encodes 1041 amino acids. Gene Ontology annotation, cellular component: HIR complex; nucleus. Gene Ontology annotation, molecular function: protein binding; nucleosome binding. Gene Ontology annotation, biological process: DNA-templated transcription; regulation of DNA-templated transcription; chromatin remodeling. The record is from RefSeq and is a predicted model, not a curated record.